GCGUUAGAACCGUGUUCCGGGACGAAGGUAUUUACAAUGCAAAAGGAGGACAGUAAAGGAGACGUGGAGGCACCGGUGGAGCCGGUGGAGAAAGCGCGAGGGAACAGAGGCUCUUCCGCGUUCACACCAGUACCAUCGGCUGAAAAGUCGUCCUCGCCCAUAGAAGGUGUCUUGCACGCAGGAGGUCCUCCGGGUCCUUUGCCACCUCCGCUGUUUCGACCCUUCCUGCCUGCGAUGUUUCCUGCAGCAGCUCUCGAGCCCACCCUAUUUUGCCGAAGUCUGACAGAUUUGGCUCUCAAUCCAGCUGCUCUACCCAUGUUCUUUCAGCGCCGUCGUCGGAAGGAUGGGAGACAGCGUCGUCAACGAACGACCUUCACAAGUGAGCAAACGCUGCGACUGGAAAUGGAGUACCACCGCAAUGAGUACAUCAGUCGACCACGGCGCUUCGAGUUGGCAGAAAGCCUAGACCUGACUGAAACCCAAAUCAAGAUCUGGUUCCAGAAUAGGAGAGCCAAGGACAAACGCAUCGAGAAAGCGCAAAUGGACCAACAAUACAGAUGCCUGGCGCUUGCAAGCGGCCUGGGGUCCCUGUGCGGCAACAAUCCAACCAGUGCAGCUCACAAUACCUUACAGAGCUUCUGCGGCGCAUGCUACUACAAGCCCGGACAGAGCCCGUCUCUUCUCAGCUCUCCUGCAACUCCGCAACCCCCACAAUCCACAGCGCCGUCGGACUCAACGGCCUCCAGGUUUACAGUCUAGGAGAUAGAGCAAAACCCCUUGAAAGGACAAUCCCGAAAUGAGAGCUGCUGUAAAUAAAUGUGGCCGGCAAAUGAAAUAUGUCAGUAACGCGACCACAGUGAGAAUACUGACCAGUGAUGAAGACCGGUCAACAACGUAUCUGUUGUGGAAAGUGCAUGAAUGGAGAGCUGUACUAUUGUCGUGUCGUGUGUGCUGUCCAUACGUUCUCGUGAGUUUGCGAUGUACUUACCACUGGUCAGAAGACUAACACUGAUGGAUUUCAUUUUCUGCCUAUUCUUUGUAAUAUAGGAAAACUCAUACGAUGUUCACAUUCUCCCUUAUCAACGGGACAUGCACGUUCACAUAUAGUUAACGUUGACUUACGCAAACUCAACGCACGCUGAAUCGCAGCACCGAUCGCGCAAAAGGGAAUGAGCGACAUAAAACCUGGAGCGAAACAAACACGGACGCGGACAAAGAAAACCAAGACGACACGAGCUCCAGUAAAAACUUGUUUAUUCUGACGCAUAUAUCAGAAAGUUGGCAUAAUACGGCGAACGUUGGCGAAGAAACGACUAUGUUCAGUUUCUCAAAGGGAAUAUCAAACGAGAAAGGAAGGGUGAAGCUCUUGAACUGCUCCAGGUUUUAUAUGUAGUCAUGUACCAUCUCGCCCAUUCUGGUAUUUUAGUUAAGAAUACUCGCUCGCCACGGCCGCCGGAUCGCCGCCGUACCACACAACAAGGCUUCGCCCCUACAAUGGUGUGCAUUUAAAUUCUGAUCUCACGUUGUUGCUAAUGUUUAAUGUACACAGGUGUUGAGUCGAAUCACCGCGUUUCACAACGAAUUACAUUUAAAAAAAAAUUGUUGUCCCGUCGGGUGAUCCUGUAAAGUGGGAUGCCAGUAGAUGACAUGCAUAGAUAUGGCUUUUGUAGUGCGUGAAGCACAGUGUUUCUCAAAACAAGGUGGAUUCUGAUUUCUAGGGUUUCUAAGUAUUGUUGUUUUCAAUUAAUUAUUGAGCUCCAAUGAAAGCUAUUUGGUUGUGAAUCACGAUAACGCCAUCUCGGUAAACUACUUCAGGAAAAGUUCAAACAGUUCGCCCCGGGGAACUAUACUGCAGCAACCUCCUGCAUUCUAAUCGAAAAACGAUGAAUUUGUGAAGAUUAUCCCGUUGAUGACUCACUCCUUCGCUCAUCGUUUAUA
Messenger RNA from Ornithodoros turicata, 1938 nucleotides. Its product is annotated as homeobox protein rough-like. The transcript is spliced from 3 exons. The record is from RefSeq and is a predicted model, not a curated record. NCBI's taxonomy places the organism in Eukaryota, Metazoa, Arthropoda, Arachnida, Ixodida, Argasidae. Gene Ontology annotation, biological process: regulation of transcription by RNA polymerase II. The coding region runs from base 37 to 759 and encodes 240 amino acids. Gene Ontology annotation, molecular function: DNA-binding transcription factor activity, RNA polymerase II-specific; RNA polymerase II cis-regulatory region sequence-specific DNA binding. Gene Ontology annotation, cellular component: nucleus.